Messenger RNA from Pyrus x bretschneideri (Chinese white pear), 730 nucleotides. Its product is annotated as NADH dehydrogenase [ubiquinone] 1 beta subcomplex subunit 10-B. NCBI's taxonomy places the organism in Eukaryota, Viridiplantae, Streptophyta, Magnoliopsida, Rosales, Rosaceae. Bases 54 to 374 code for a protein of 106 amino acids. The record is from RefSeq and is a predicted model, not a curated record. The transcript is spliced from 3 exons.
AAAUCGAAGCCAAAACGGAGAGAGAGUGAGCAAUCCAAAACUGCGCGAGAAAAAUGGGGCGGAAGAAGGGAGUGGUGGACUUCGACGAGUCGCCGCCGGACGACUUUGAUCCGGCUAAUCCGUACAAGGACCCGGUGGCGAUGCUGGAGAUGAGGGAGCACUUGGUGCGGGAGAAGUGGAUUGACAUCGAGAAGGCCAAGAUCAUCAGGGAGAAACUCCGUUGGUGCUACCGCAUCGAAGGCGUCACCCACCUCCAGAAGUGCCGCCACCUGGUCCACCAGUACCUCGAGUCCACUCGAGGCAUCGGUUGGGGGAAGGACCACCGUCCUUACGAGUUCCAUGGUCCGAAGCCGGAGCCUGUGGAGUCUGAGUGAUCGAUUUCAGGUGAGUAAGUUUGGGCUGCAGUGAAAUGCAGAAAUUGGAGGGAAGUUGGGGAUCACAACAUCACGAUUUCGUUGUCUGUUAUCAUCUCUAGACUUUGUAAAACCAGUCUUAUCUCUUCUUUGUUGUUACAGAUUUCGGGCCAGAUUUCAGGCUUCGACUUUUCACUAGAUUAUCUUGCUUGUUAGCUUCCAAAAUCUCGAUUUCAACCAGGCCUCUGCCUAUAUAGAAAAGAAUAAGUUUCUUGUUUUUUGAUAUGUAAGAAUGAUGGAUCAUAAAUCUUGAGCACACUCAAGUCUCACGGAAAAACAGUUGCUAAUUCUCUAAAGCAUUACAAUUUGUGUUUUUA